Cavia porcellus (domestic guinea pig) is the source of this 1617-nucleotide messenger RNA. It is a transcript of the gene Mpst, whose product is annotated as mercaptopyruvate sulfurtransferase. The record is from RefSeq and is a predicted model, not a curated record. Lineage: Eukaryota; Metazoa; Chordata; Mammalia; Rodentia; Caviidae. Gene Ontology annotation, cellular component: mitochondrion. The transcript has 3 exons. Bases 438 to 1331 code for a protein of 297 amino acids. Gene Ontology annotation, molecular function: thiosulfate-cyanide sulfurtransferase activity.
CAUGGUGUUGACCCUUUGAACGUCUGGAUCAGCUCACCUAGCUUAGAGCUCGGCACCACCAGGCCCACUCUGGGCACUUCUAGGAGCCUCAGUUCUCCCAGUGAAAGACGCACCCUCUUAAAAGGACUGGUUGCACACUUGCCAGUCCUCCAUGUCCAGAACUGUCCUAGGGUAUGGUGCAGAUUAAAUAGCACACAGAAAAGACAGUAAAUUCUAGCCACUCUUGCUGCAGGGCCGGUGCCUUAUGGACGUAAUGAGCUCCACCAGGGAUUUGGUGGCUGUAUUUUAGGGAGGGGCUGAGACUUUGACCCUGCUUACCUUAAAGGGCCAGCUGGAGUCUGCGAGGAGCCUCCAGACCCUCUCUAGGACCCAGGGUGACCCCCAAAUGCACAUAUAGAUAGGUAGAUAGGUCUGCGGCCGGCCUCGCCACGGCCAGCAUGGCCCCCGCACAGCUCUUCCGCGCGCUGGUGUCAGCGCAGUGGGUAGCAGAAGCGCUGCGGGCCCCACGGGCUGGGCAGCCCCUGCAGCUGCUGGACGCGUCCUGGUACAUGGCCAAGCUAGGCCGGGACACCCGGCGAGAGUUCGAAGAGCGCCACAUCCCAGGUGCCACUUUCUUCGACCUGGACCACUGCAGCGACCGCACAUCGCCCUACGACCACAUGCUGCCCAGCGCCGAGCACUUCUCAGAGUACGCGGGCCACCUGGGCGUGGGCACCACCACGCACGUCGUGGUCUACGACACCAGUGACCAGGGCCUCUACUCUGCGCCCCGUGUCUGGUGGAUGUUCCGCGCCUUCGGCCACCGCACCGUGUCUCUGCUGGACGGCGGCCUCCGCCACUGGUCGCACCUGAAUCUUCCGCUCAGCUCCGGCAAGAGCCACCCUGUGCCCACCGAGUUCCGCGCCCAGCUGGAUCCCACUUUUGUCAAGACCUAUGAGGACAUCAAGGACAACCUGGAGACCCAUCGCUUCCAGAUGGUGGAUGCCCGAGCCGCCGGCCGCUUCCAGGGCACCGAGCCCGAGCCCCAAGACGGCAUCGAGCCCGGCCACAUCCCUGGUGCUGCGAACAUCCCCUUCACGGAAUUCCUGACAGAGGAGGGUCUGGUGAAGAGCCCCGAGGAGAUCCGACACCUGUUCCAGCAGAAGAAGGUGGACCUGUCCCAGCCCCUGGUGGCCACAUGCGGCUCUGGCAUCUCGGCCUGCACGGUGGUGCUGGGGGCCUACCUCUGUGGCAAGCCCGACGUGCCUGUCUAUGAUGGCUCCUGGGUAGAGUGGUACAUGCGUGCCCAGCCUGAGAACAUCAUCUCAGAGGGUCGAGGGAAGAUGCACUGAGGCUGGGGACGGACGCAGCCAGCUCAGGUGACACUCAGCCACCAGCACCGUGCAGCCUGGUAGCCCUGACUCUGCUUUGUGUGACAGACUGUUUACUAUCAUUCAGUUCAGGCGGCAUCUGAGAAACUGGUGAUUCGUGGGCUCCCAGAGGAGGCAGGAGAAAGGUGACACAGGCACAGGAAGGGACAUCAGGACACAGAACUGCUCCAGGGUGCUAAACUGGGGCCCUGCUUCGCUUCCGUCUUACCACUGAGGAAAUAAAACAUCCCAGCGUGGAAUCCUUGUA